Molecule: messenger RNA, 1283 nt
Organism: Hydractinia symbiolongicarpus
Lineage: Eukaryota; Metazoa; Cnidaria; Hydrozoa; Anthoathecata; Hydractiniidae
Product: SAGA-associated factor 29-like
Exons: 3
Coding region: 351-1283 (310 amino acids)
Cellular component (GO): SAGA complex
Source: RefSeq, a predicted model, not a curated record
GAUUUAAAACGGGCGAAUCUAAUCUAAUCUAAAAAACACUAAAUGUUUGCUAAAAUGAUUGCAAUUAUUGCAUGCAGACAGGAGCUAGCUAUAGCUAUAUUUGUGGAAACCCAUCGCACUUUAGUUUGUAAAUGUGACACUAGUCGCUGCUAAAACGUAUUUUAUGUGGUACGAGUGUAAAGGUUCACUGUCACUUGUUUCUUCAGGAGGUGCAAAUAAAUGCUGUGGAUGAAUAAAUUUACUAUUGGUCUGUGAUUGGCAGUUGCAUAAAAAGUGGGAACUAAGGCUGGUCUGGUCACAAAGGAUCAAUCAGGAUUGUCUUGUUCACUGAUUGUUCUCACUAUACAAAUAUGUUGAAGAAUGCCAGUGGAAAUACAUUUGUUGGUGGUAGCUCUGGACAAGCAGUUGUUGUAACAGAUGCCUUGAAAGAGUUACAUCAAAUGAUAUAUAAUAUACAAGAAGAAAGGAACCGAAGUGCAGACAAUCUAAGUAAUAUCAACAAAACACAUGAGAAGAUGCGUCAUGAAACAAGAGUAUCUGCGUACUUUAAAAGUAAGCUAAAAAGUUUAUAUAAGACUGCUAUUGCAGAUGCGAAAACUGAAUCAGAACUAAUACAGAAAGCAAUGGAAAAAAUUUUAGAAAUUAAACGUGCCAGGAAUGAAAGACGAGGAAGUGGGAGCAACUUGUCAAGCUUAGGUAAACAUUCGUAUCAGGAUGAACCUAGAAAAGGAAUGCGUAGGGGUGUGUUAAUGUCCAUGUUGCAACAAAAUGCUGUUCAUCUUCCAAUUUGGAAUGGUCGAGCUGGUGAAACACCUGCACCGUUAUGUGGCGCCAUGCCGGCUGAUUCGAGUUACAUCUGUAGGCCAGGAGAUCAUGUCGCUGCACGUGUGAAAUACCCAGAAGAAGAGGAGCAGUAUAUUUUGGCAGAGGUUGUGUCAUACAAUGCAAGCUUAGGAAAAUAUGAGGUGGAGGAUAUUGAUUAUUCAGAGGAGGAGGGAAAAAAUGAAAAAGAACGACACAAUUUAAGUAGGCGUAGGAUCAUUCCAUUGCCUUUAUAUAAAGUUGAUCCACAACAGAACCCAGAAGGUUUAUUUCAAAUGAAGCAACUUGUGUUGGCGUUAUAUCCACAGACCACCUGUUUUUAUAAAGCUGUUGUUCAUAGCGUGCCUAAAACCAAGGAUAUGGAUUAUGUUGUCCUUUUUGAGGAUACAUCAUAUGCUGAUGGCUAUUCUCCUCCAUUAAAUGUACCACAGAGAUAUAUUGUGGCUCCUAGAAAAAGAUAA